Sus scrofa (pig) is the source of this 6106-nucleotide messenger RNA. RefSeq names its product alpha-1,4-N-acetylglucosaminyltransferase (gene A4GNT). Gene Ontology annotation, biological process: protein O-linked glycosylation. The record is from RefSeq and is a predicted model, not a curated record. Gene Ontology annotation, molecular function: acetylglucosaminyltransferase activity. NCBI's taxonomy places the organism in Eukaryota, Metazoa, Chordata, Mammalia, Artiodactyla, Suidae.
AUGGCAACACCAGAUCCUUAAUCCACUGAGCAAGGCCAGGGAUUGACCCCAUAUCCUCCUGGAUACUAGUCAGGCUUGUAAUCUGCUGAGCCACAACAGGAGCUUCUCUUUUCUUUCAACAAAAUCUUUUAUUGGCAAAGCUUGGGAAAACUGGCAGGAUUGUCUGGUGAAGAAACUUCCCCAAGUCUGGCUGUGAUUUCAACUGAAGUCAAACUGCUCAGAUGCAUGCUUUGUUGGCUCCAGGAUUAUGUUAUGAUAUAGAUUUCUCCAGGUGAAACCAUUGCUUUAUAACCCUCUUGACAAGCCCACUAACAGGGGCUUGUGAAAAAUCAUGUGAACCCCUUUAGAUAUGCAAGAUUCUGUGUUUGGGGCAACUUAGUAAAGGGAGGAGCUUCCUAGGUACUUACUGUGUUUCGCAUUAAUCUUCUGCCAAUGAUUUACUUCCUUCAGUGUUGUUGAAUUGGGAGAUUGGGUGGUGAUUUUUCAGAAAGUGUAGCAGGAAAAAACUUGUCAUUGCUAAAAUCGCUGGUAUCAACUAACUGCAAGUUUCUGGCUGGAAGGGAGCAGUCCAGGAGAGAGUAGUAGACAUGCUGAUGAAGCUCCAGCUCUCCCUGUUGAUCGUCCUUCUUGCCUGUGGCUUCCUCUACCAGUUCACCCUGAAGUCCAGCUGCCUCUUUCCCUUCCUGCUUCCCUACAAGUCCCAGCAGGGGCUGGAAGCCCUCCUGGGCCAUGGGCGCAGCAUCGUGUUCCUAGAGACCUCUGAGAGAACAGAGCCAUCACCGCUGGUCUCCUGUGCUGUAGAGUCUGCGGCCAAGGUUUACCCUGAGCAGCCUGUGCUGUUGCUUUUGAAGGGUCUCACCAAUUCCACGCAGCUGCUCUCAAACUCCACGUCCCCAGCCCUUUCCCUCCUCUCAGCCAUAGACAAUGUUUUCCUCUUCCCUUUGGAUAUGAAAAGCUUGUUUGAAGACACACCGUUGUUUUCCUGGUACACUCGAAUCAACAGUAGUGCAGAGAGAAACUGGCUCUACGUCAGCUCAGAUGCAUCCCGCCUGGCCAUCAUCUGGAAGUAUGGCGGUGUCUACAUGGACAGCGAUGUCAUCUCCAUCAGACCCAUCCCUGAAGAGAACUUUCUAGCUGCACAGGAGUCUCAGUUCUCUAGUAACGGGGUGUUUGGAUUCCUUCCCCACCACCCUUUCCUGUGGCAGUGCAUGGAAAACUUUGUGGAAAAUUACAAUUCGGAUAUUUGGGGUCACCAGGGUCCCUACUUGAUGACAAGGAUUUUGAGAGUAUGGUGUAAACUCAGAGACUUCCAGGAGGUGAGCGACCUCAGGUGUAUGAACCUGUCUUUCCUACACCCCCAAAGAUUUUAUCCCAUCUCAUACCCAGCGUGGAAGCGCUACUACGAAGUCUGGGACACAGAGCCGAGCUUCAAUGACUCCUACGCCCUGCAUCUGUGGAACCACAUGAACCGCGAAGGGAGGGCUGUGAUUAGAGGAAGCAAUACACUAGUGGAAAACCUCUACCGUAAGUACUGUCCCAGGACUUACAGGGACCUGCUUCAAGGUCCAGAGGAGUCGGUGACUUGGGAGUGGGAUCCAGGUAACAAAUAGAGGCAACACUGGGUUGCUGCUGCUAUAUUGUGGAACUGGCCACUUCCUGGAGUGCCAGACUUUCGCCUGAUCUCCACUUUCCCCAUGGGUGUGGAGGCUUACCCACGUAUCAGUCACAGUUACAAGUUUCCACAUCAUUUUAUGGAAAAACUAUUAGAACUAAGAAAUGCAUUCAGUAAAGUUACAGAAUCAAUACAUAAAAAUCAGCUGCAUUUCUAACAACUAAUCCUGGAACUAUCAGAAAGAAAACAUUCUUAUUGACAACUGCAUCAAAAAGAACAGAACACCUGGUAAUUAAUUUAACCAAGGGUAUGAAAGAAAACCUGCACAUUGUGAGUUCCCGUCAUGGCUCAGCAGAAAGGAAUCUGACUAGCAUCCAAGAGGACACAGGUUCGAUCCCUGGCCUUGCUCAGUGGGUUAAGAAUCCGGUGUUGCCAUGAGCUGUGGUGUAGGUAGUAGACUCCGCUCAGAUCCCAAGUUGCUGCUACAGCUGCAGUAGUCCAAUUUGACCCCUAGCCUGGGAACCUCCACAUGCCUCGGGUGUGGCCCUAAAAAGACAAAAAAAAAAAAAAAAAAAAAAAAAAAAGGAAAAGAAAACCUGCAAACCUGCAUUGAAAACCUUAGGAUGUUGAUGAAGAAACUGAAGAUACAAUAGAAAAGUAUCACAUGCUCAUGGACUGGGAGGAUAUAUGGUAAAAAUGUCCACUCUACCCAAAACAAUGUCCACAUUGAAAGCAAUCCUUACCAAAAUUCCAAUGACAUUUUUCAGAGAAAGAGCAAAGCAUCCUAAUAUUUGUGUGGAACAACAAAGGACCAGGAAUAGCCAAAGCAAUCCUCAGAAAAGAGAAUAGGCUGGAGGAUCUCCCUCCCUGACUUCAAACUAUAUUAGGAAGCUACCAUAAUCAAACAAUGGGUGGUCCUGGCACAAAAACAGACACACGGACCAGAGGAGCAGAACAGAGAGCCCAGAAAUAAACUCACACCGAUGUGGUCAGUAAAUUUACGAUAAAAUGGCCAAGAACAUACAACGGGGAAAGGACAGUCCCUGCAAUAAAGGGUGCAGGGAAAACUGGAUACCACACACCAAAGAAUGACACUGGACUUCGGCUACGUGGCCCACAGCACGGACCAAAACUCCAGUUUCCCACAUCAAGCCCUUCCUCUCCUGGGUUGUCUGCUGACAGACCACCCUCCCGCCCAAGUCAAUAGGACACAGGUAGUUUCUCCCCACUUUUCCUCACUUCUCUUCACCUCUCCCUCACCUUUUUUUCUCCCGACUGGCCCCCCUCAGAGGGUCCUGAAGAAACUGCACUCCUGUCCACAUGGUCGCAGACCCGUGUUGUCCUGAAGCUGAAACCGCAGCAGGUCCUAAGGAGACCGAGCACUGACAUCACUGACGUCGCCCUUCAGUGUCCGGAAGCCGAGACCCCAGUAGAGCCCAAGGAGGCGGAGCUUCUGGCAAGGGCACGGGGCUGAAACUUCUCUCGAGCCCGGGGUCAUAGAGGAGGGCUCAGCGCCCCCUGCAGGCAGUGGGGGAAGUGCAGGCUGCGCCUGUCAGGACAGGCUUUCUAUGUGCAAUAGAAAAAUCCCACAGACCAUUGGUGUAUAAAAUAUAGACAUCUAUUUCCUCAUGCCGUAAAAGUAACCUGAAGGCAGGCAACUCAGGGUGCUAUGGUCACUGCGGUCAUCAGGGACCUCAGCUUCUUGUAUCUUUCUUGUAUGCUUGUCAUCUUUAGUAGCUGCAGCCAUGGUCCAUAUGGCGCCUUGAUCUCCAGCCUAUCACUUCUGUAUUUCAGGAGCAGGAUGAAGUUUUAUUUUAUGAAAACUUCCUGCCAGUACCAUACACCUAUUCCCCUUACAUCUCAUUGACCAAAAUGCAGCUGCAAGAGAGGCUGGAACAUUUAAAGAAGAGAAAAUAAAUGUUAGGAUAGGGAGCUAACAGUUUUGCUACAUGUUAAAUUUACUUCUGUGAGAUUAAUUACAAGACCUGUUAGAGAAUUGACUGGGGAAUAAAGAGACUUGAUUUCUAGUCCUGAAUUUGAUAUUCAUUAACACAGUCAAUAAUAUUAAUUGAGCCCCUUCUGUGUGCCAAGCACUGAUUUAGAUGCUGAACAAAGCUGAAUCAGCAGACGAGGUCCUGUCUUAAGUCAGCUGGGCUUCAAUAACAAAUACUAUGCACUGAGUGGCUUAUAAACAACAAGAAUUUGUUUGUCACAAUUCUGGAGGCUGGAAGUCCAAGAUCAGGGUGCCAGCAUGGUUGGGUUCUAGUGAGGAUUCUAUUCUGAGUGGCAGAUGACACCCUUCUUGUUGAAUCCUCAUGUAGUGGAAAAGGCCAAGGGAGCUCUCUGGGGUCGCUUUUGUAGGGGAACUAAUCCCAUCCAAGAGGCUUCCACCCUCAUGACCUAAUUACCUCCCCAAAAGCCCCACUUCCUGAUGCCAUCACUUUGAGGGGUAGGAUUUCAACAUAUGAUUUUUGGGGGGAUACAAUCAUUCAGUCCACUGCAGGUCCCUAGUACUCAGCAUCCUAAUGACUGGUCACGUCCUCCCACACUAUACCCUCCUCCCCUCCCCAGGGGGUCUGCUAUUUCCUACUCUACCCCAGUUGGCUUAUAAAAGCAAAUUACAAAUUUAAUUUUAAAAACUUAUAAUUAGAGUUCAGAGUUCCCAUUGUGGCUCAGCAGUAAUGAACCUGACUAGUAUCCAUGAGGACAUGGAUGGUUUCGAUCCCUGGCCUUGCUCAGUGGGUUAAGGGAUCCAGCGUUGCCGUGAGCUGUGGUGUAGGUCACAGACACAGCUUGUAUCUGAAAUGUUGCUGUGGCUGUGGCAUACGCUGGUGGCUGCAGCUCCAAUUUGACCCCUAGCCUGGGAACUUUCAUAUGCCAAGGGUGGGGCACUAAAAAAGAAAGAAAGAAAGAAAGAAAAAAACUGUUUCCCUUUCUACUGUCACAUAAAAUUUUACCUCUUCUUUCUAGGAAGUAUGAGAAUUAAUAUUUCUUCUACAAAUAUCCAUCAGCCAAGAUUUUCUAGGACUUUCCUUUUGGUUGUUGCUUUAUAGGAAAUGUAUUUUGUUUCUUUCUCCAAGUAUAAAAUUAUGAUGCCUUUUCAGACUCCAUCCACCUAUCCCCUUUCAUUCUGAUAUUUCCUAGUUUGAGAACCCUGCUCUGACUUUUUUAUUAAAAAAAUACUCACAAAUUGGGAGUUCCCGGUAGUUUGGUGAUUAGAACUCAGCGCUUUCCCUGCUGUGGCCGGGGUUCAGUCCCUGGUCUGGGAACUGAGAUCCCACAUCAAGGCGCAGUGGCUAGAAGUAAAUAAAUAAAUAAAAAUAAUAAAAUUUGAUUUCUAACAUUUAAAAACUACUCACAAGUCAUGUCUCCUGCCCAAGUCAUGCCUCCUGCCCCAGCUUUAUUUAUUCCCAGCUACUUGCUCUUUAUUCUUAGGUCCAGUCUGACACCAGAGUGAGACUUUAGGGCUGCUGCUAUUCCCUAUGGCUGCCCGCUGACCUGUGUCCCCAAACCCCUGAUGGUUUUCGGCUCACCUGAGUGUCUCCACAGAUGAGGAUUCCUAGGGCAAGACUUCUGAGGGGAAGCAGAGUCACACCCAAUAAAUCUCAUUUCCAUAGCUGGAGAAUGCAUGACAAAUGGUUCUCCAACUAACAGUUCCAAUCACUGGGGUUUUGAAGGAUAUUUCCAGUACUUCAAAAAAAUAUAUGAACUGUUUUAUGAUGGGACCGCAGAGGUCAACCUGAAGUUACAUUUCUUUAUGUUGGGCUGUAAUUAUAUGAACUCACUGUAGCAAUACUGAUAAUCUGAAGUUUAGAGGGAGUUUUACAUGGCAGUAAAAUUUUUUUAUUAAUAAAAUGUAGAGAAUAAGCUAAUAAUGUAUUAUUUAAUAAAUGCAGUUUGUUUAGUGGAAAGGAAUAUUUCAAAACUCAGUGGUGAUGGAAAAAAUUACAUAGACUAAAAAAUACAUGCUUUUUAAAAAGUACUAGGGAUGUAAUGUACAACAUGAUGCGUAUAGCUAACACUGCUAUGUGAUAUAAAGAAUGUUGUUAAGAGGGUAAAUUCUAUGAGUUCUCAUGACCAGGAGUUUUUUUUCUUUUUUCUUUCUUUUUACUGUAUCUGUAUGAGAAGAUGGAAGUUAGCUGAACCUACUGUGGUUUAUCAUUUCACAAUAUAUGUAAAACAAAUCAUCAUGAUGUAUCCCUUAAACUUAGACAAUGAUGUAUGACAGUUAUUUCUCAAUAAAGCUGGGAAGAAACCAUAGUGGUAAGAGGGAUAUUGGGUAAAGUAAGAGAGUAGUGAGUAGUAAAAAGUAUGGGAUUCCUGGGAUUCCAAAUGACCCUGGAUUCUUUCUGACCUUUGAUGAGUCUAUGCUACUUGUUUAUGUCAUGAUACAUUUCGAAAACAGGCCAUCUGGUGUUUUCCCCUAUGUUAUUUUUUUCAAAUCCCACAGUCAUUCUUAGAAAUUCAAACAAUAAAAUUAUAUGGAGCAAAAAG